CAAUCCUGGAUAGGACCUCGGCGCCAUCUUCACUGCCACUCACCAUGCCACCCGUUCCACUGCCCCUUUGAAACAUAUCUUCGCCUCCAAUGCAUACGCGUGGUGGCAUGCUUUUCUAUUGCCAGGACUCCUUCCUUUCCCUCUCCCUUGCGUGUGUCCGGUGUGCAUAAUCGUCGAGACAGCAUUCUCACCUUGGGACAUAUCCGCCUCACCAAAAUGCCUUUCGAUACCAAAGACACCGAUGUCUACCGUCGCAACGAGAAGUCUGGCGGGAAACUCCUCACUCCGGAAGAGAGGUUGAAGCUUCUGGAGCCAUACCUACCACCUACGAAACAGGACCAGGACCGCGAGGACCGGGCUCAGGCCUGGCGCAUCACGUUUGGUGUUAGGAACUUCCUCAAAACGCAACUUCACAUCCUGACCUUCACAAUCAUCCACGCAAUUUUCUCCAUCUACAUCCACACCCGCAAGGCCUAUCAUGCCGUCCGCGACCGCACUUGCUCCAUAUUCUUCUACCACCACCGCGACCCUGCGAUGAUCCAGAGGGAUGUGAGGCGACUUAGCAAAGUCCCAACAGUCUUGAGUGUUAUCCUGAGGGUGGAUGAAGACGAAAAAGGCGGCGCAGAGCUGGAGCGCCUUGUGAACGAGGUUGCCGAGGUUUCCGCGUGGUGCGCGAGCGCCGGCAUACCUGCGUUGAACGUCUACGAGAAGACAGGCCUUCUCAAGCAGUACCUCCCCGAAACGCAUCGAGCAAUCUCUCAGAACCUGCGAUCCUACUUUGGCAAGCAACAUCCCACGCUGACGGUGUGCGCGCCCCAUGCCCAGUCGAUAGAGUCCCCGUCCAGCUCACAGAACGCGGACUUUGGGGGGGCAGCUAGUCACCUCACCAUGCGGUUAAUAUGCGCCGAAGAUGGCCGCGACUCCAUGGUCGAUCUGACGAAGACGCUGGCGGAAAUGGCCCAGAAGCAUAAGAUAUCUCCUGCCGACAUCGAACAGCGACUUCUUGACGUGGAGCUCCGAGAGAGCGUCAUGGAGGAAUCCGACCUGCUGAUCAUCUUCGGGCCACAGAUCGAGUUCCAGGGAUAUCCACCGUGGCACCUGCAUCUCACAGAGGUCUACCACGUACCUGACAAUGAGAGCGUCGGGUACCAGGUCUUCUACAGUGGCCUCUGCAAAUAUGCGAACGCUCAAUUCAGGCUAGGACGGUAGUUGUCUGACAGAGCUGUGAAUUACACACAGUGCAUGGGCAGAGGAGUUAAGGUGCAGCAUAGACAUGUUUCAAGUUUUAUACCCUCCUUCAAGGAAUCCACGUCCUCAUUUCUUGAGCAACCUUGUCCCAUUUAUAGACCGGUCCAGUCCCCACAUUAUAAUUGUAGUAGUUGCUGGUCCCGCC
Diaporthe batatas is the source of this 1393-nucleotide messenger RNA. Its product is annotated as ditrans,polycis-polyprenyl diphosphate synthase. The coding region runs from base 217 to 1209 and encodes 330 amino acids. The transcript is spliced from 3 exons. Gene Ontology annotation, molecular function: ditrans,polycis-polyprenyl diphosphate synthase [(2E,6E)-farnesyl diphosphate specific] activity. The record is from RefSeq and is a predicted model, not a curated record. Gene Ontology annotation, cellular component: dehydrodolichyl diphosphate synthase complex; endoplasmic reticulum membrane. NCBI's taxonomy places the organism in Eukaryota, Fungi, Ascomycota, Sordariomycetes, Diaporthales, Diaporthaceae.